AUAUCUUUGUAGCGAUUUCUGCGAUAAAGUUACGUCAGUUAAAGUCGCGGAUAAGAGGAUGAACAAACGAUCAUGCUGAAAGGAUUACAUAAAACUAACGGCCACUCGUUUUGCAUUUUUAACUUAUCAACCAUCCCGGCGCUCUAAUAGACAGGCUUACGGGGUCCUUAAAGUUGCGUGGUGUGAUUUGGUGGAGCGCUGGAGCAGCUUAUCCGAACACUGUUAUGCUGAGAUGGCAGGCAUGCAGACGGAUCCCCCAAGAAAGGACGGGAUGCAGACAGACCACUGUGAUCAGAAAAAAGAAAAGGAGAAAAAGAAAAGGUCCCGAGUGAAACAAGUCCUCUCUGAUGUUAAAAAGCAGGUGGAAUUCUGGUUUGGAGAUGUCAACCUUCAUAAAGACAGAUUUCUCAAGGAACAACUAGAAAAGUCCAGAGAUGGAUAUGUUGACAUAUCCUUGUUAACAACGUUUAACAGAAUGAAAAAGUUGACCACAGAUGUAAAGCUAAUUUCACGAGCUGUGAGAAAUUCCACAGUCAUUGAGUUAAAUCUAGAUGGUACAAAACUCCGGAGAAGAUACCCACUUGGUGAAUGUCCUGUAAAUGUAGAUGAACGCACAGUGUAUGUGGAACUUCUUCCAAAAAAUGUUUCCCAUAGCUGGAUAGAGCGGGUGUUUAGCAUAUGUGGGAAUGUAGUCUACGUCAGUAUUCCACGGUAUAAGUCAACUGGGGAUCCUAAAGGUUUUGCUUUUGUUGAGUUUGAAACAGUAGAACAAGCAACUAAAGCUAUAGAGAUGUUAAAUAAUCCCCAAGACGCACCAAGAAAGCCUGGCAUGUUUCCCAAAACUGUGAAAAGCAAACCCGUUCUUCUCAGUGCUUCUGACAACAACGUGAUUGAGGAAAAAAAGAAGAAAAAGCGGAAAAAGUCUCGAAGUAGCAAGAAAGAAAGUGAGGAGCAAAUAUUACAAGAGAACAAAGACCAGCACGAUGAAAUGAGCAUGGAGACAAGGGAGAGAAAAAAGCGCCACAGAGACGCCUCGGAAUGCUCGGAAACGGAUGGGUCAGAUGCUCAGAGGACUGUGAAUAAAAAAGACAAGAAGAAAAGGUCCAGGUCCAAAAGUACAGACCUGACAGACGAACAGCGGCCCGUGAAAAGGAAGCGCAGCAGCUCUGACAGCAACAGCGACCUGCCGGUCCGAAUCAGGAAGCUGUCUGAAAGUGAAGAUUACGAGGGACUGCACAUGUCGAUGAGUGGGAAGAAACACAUGAAUGAUCUGAAAGAGAUGUCUGCUGAGGAAGAUAAAGGGUCAGAGGAAAAGAAGGAAGAGUCUUUGCUAAAAUCGAAGCGAAAACGGAAAAAGAAGCACAAGGAAAGACACAAAAUGGGUGAAGAUGUUAUUCCUCUUCGGGUAAUUUCAAAGAAAGAGUGGUCCGUUCUAAAACAAGAAUAUUUGACGCUUCAGAAGCAAAGCAUGUCGUCUUUGAAGAAAGCCUUGUCAGCGUUAAGACAGGGGUCUGAUGGCGACAUGGAGACUGAUGCUUGCCAACCACUCAAAGAGACCCAUGGAGCCCAACCGCCUGAAAAGCCCACCCCCCUGGGUCCCCAGUUUGUAAGCGGAGUCAUUGUCAAAAUCACCCACAGUGAGCCAUUACCAGGAAGGAAAUGCAUCAAGGAUGUUCUCUCGGAAAUGUCUUCUGUGGAAUAUGUAGACAUGUUAGAAGGAGAUGCUGAGUGCCACGUACGUCUCACAUCACCAGAUGAUGUCAGAGUGUUGAUGGAGGCCGAAUCUGAGAUUAAAAAAAAACAUCACUGGAAAAUGAAAGUUCUUACAGGCGAUAAUGAACAGCGAUACUGGCAGAAGAUAUUAGUGGAUAGGCAAGCAAAGCUAAACCGCCCAAGAGACAAAAAACGAGGCAUGGAAAAACUCAUAGCCAAAGCAGAAAAGAUCAUUGUGGCCAAAACAAAAGAAGCAAGCAAACACAUUCGAUUUGAUGAAGACUGAAUCAAGGACUCUUUUAUCAAAAAUGGAAAAAAGUAUCCUUUAUUUUUAAUACCUGGAAGUUCUGUGAACGUAUUUCCCCCCCUAGACUGUAUAGAGCUUUUUAUACUAAUGUGUGUGCAGCCAUCAAAAGCAGGACUUGAAUUUCAUUUGACAUGAUUGCAUCAAGAGCCUACCCUUCAUCAUCAUUAUCAUGAGAAACUUGACUGUGACGAAUAAGAAAAGGAAAUGUUCUGGGUUUGUAAUGCAAUAACUGACUGUGUAUGUGGUGUGUGACAUGAAUUUACAAAUGGAUGCACAUUUUUUUUAUUUUGUUCAAAUGCUGAAUAAAAAAGAUCAGUUCUGUAA
This is a messenger RNA of Polypterus senegalus (gray bichir), 2344 nucleotides long. RefSeq names its product La ribonucleoprotein 7, transcriptional regulator (gene larp7). NCBI's taxonomy places the organism in Eukaryota, Metazoa, Chordata, Cladistia, Polypteriformes, Polypteridae. The record is from RefSeq and is a predicted model, not a curated record. Gene Ontology annotation, cellular component: nucleus. Gene Ontology annotation, biological process: RNA processing. Gene Ontology annotation, molecular function: mRNA binding.